This is a messenger RNA of Rhinichthys klamathensis goyatoka, 1744 nucleotides long. Its product is annotated as E3 ubiquitin-protein ligase TRIM39. Lineage: Eukaryota; Metazoa; Chordata; Actinopteri; Cypriniformes; Leuciscidae. Gene Ontology annotation, molecular function: zinc ion binding; protein binding. The transcript has 7 exons. The coding region runs from base 63 to 1700 and encodes 545 amino acids. The record is from RefSeq and is a predicted model, not a curated record.
GUACACUCCUUCCAAUUGCAGUACACCACAGCUGCACACCACAGACACACCAACUUAGAGUGAUGGCUUCUUCCAGCAGUUCCCAGGCUGCAGAACAGUGCCUGUGUUCAAUAUGUCAGGAUUUCUUCACCAACCCAGCAACCAUCCCGUGUGGACACAACUUUUGCAUGGAAUGUAUCAGUAAACACUGGGACAGCAGUAUGGAGACUCGAUGCCCCCUUUGCAAGAAGGACUUUCACUUGAGACCAGAUCUUGACAUCAACAGAGAGUUCAGAGAUCUCAUUGAACAACUGAAAAGGGUAGAAAGUCCUGUCCAACCUGGAGUAAUACCAUGUGAUGCCUGCACAAAAAUAAAGAGAGGUGCUUUAAAGUCUUGUCUGCAUUGUGAAGGAUCUUUCUGUAAAACACACCUAGAGCCUCAUAACACCGUAGCAAAACUGAAGAAACACAAACUUAUCAACCCAGUGGAGAAUCUGGAGAACUAUAUUUGCCCAAAGCAUGAGAGUCCCCUGGAGCUGUUCUGCAGAGAUGAUCAGAUGUGUGUGUGCACGUCGUGUACGAUAAAAGACCACAAAACCCACAACACUGUUACUGUAGAGGAAGAGAGUGAAGAACGGAAGUCUCAGUUUGGAAGAAGGCAGGCUGAGGUUCAUUUGAUGAUUCAGAACAGAAUGAAGAAAAUUGAAGAUAUCAAAUGCUUGGUACAGCUCAGCAAGCAAAGCUCUGAAAAAGAGAAAGCGGACUGUGUUGAGCUGUUCACGGAUCUGAUCCGCUCCAUUGAGAGCUGUCAGUCUGAGCUGCUGGAGGUGAUGGAGCAGAAGCAGAAAGCAGAAGAGAAGCAGGCUGAAGAGCUCAUUAAAGAGCUGGAGCAGGAGAUCAUGGAGCUGAAGAGAAGAAACACUGAGCUGGAGCAGCUCUCACACACUGAAGAUCACCUGCACCUCCUACAGAUUUAUCCAUCCCUGUGCAGCCCGUUAGACACCAAGAUCUGGACUGGGAUCAGUACUGACGCUAAUCUGAGGGAGGACGCUCUGAGGAGAGCUCUAUCAAAGCAUCAAGAAUUUCUCAAUGGUGCAAUGGUGAAGAUUUCAGGAGCUGAGCUGAGGAGGAUUGAGAAGUUUACAGUGAUUGUGACUAUGGAUCCUGAAACUGCACACCCAAAACUCCUCUUGUCUGAAGAUGACAAACAAGUUGGAUAUGGAGAAACACGACAGAUUGUCCCAGACAAUCCAUGGAGGUUUGAUAAAUGUCCCAGUGUCCUGGGGAAGGAGGGAUUCUCCUCAGGGAAAUUUUAUUUUGAGGUGCAAGUAGAAGGGAAAACUGAGUGGGACUUAGGUGUGGCAAGGGAGUCUGUUAUCAGGAAGGGAAUAAUCACUCUGAGUCCAAGGAAUGGACUCUGGACUCUAUGGUUGAGGAAUGGAAGCGAGUACAAGGCCUGUGACUGUCUGUCUGUGUCUCUCUCCCUGAGAGUGAAGCCCCAGAAGGUGGGUGUGUUUGUGGAUUAUGAGGAGGGUCUGGUCUCCUUUUAUGAUGUGGAGGCCAGGUCUCAUAUCUACUCUUUCACCGAUCAGUCUUUUACAGAGAAACUCUAUCCUUACUUCAGCCCAGGCUUUAAUAAUGGAGAUACAAAUUCAGCCCCACUGAUCAUCUCACCUGUCAGCAAGAAUAAGUGGAUUUUAGUCAAUGAUAACCAUUUGUAGAAAAAAUGUACAACAAUUGUCAUUUGUAAUAAAAUAAUGAAAGU